GACCUGGUCUGGCGUCCAACCUGGUGUGGUCAUUCGGGCCUGGCAGGGUCAUCAACGCGGGCAAGAGUCGGCACAAUGAGGACCAGGCUUGCUGUGAAGUGGUGUAUGUGGAGGGUCGGAGGAGUGUCCCAGGGACUCCCGGUGAAAUUAGCCAAGGCCAGGGACUCUGCUUCUACUACUGGGGCCUGUUUGAUGGGCAUGCAGGGGGCGGAGCUGCUGAAAUGGCCUCAAGACUCCUACAUCGCCAUAUCCGGGAGAAGUUAAAGGACCUGGUAGAGAUACUUCAGGACCCCUCGCCACCCCCCAUCAGCCUCUCAUCCAGCCCAGGGGCCCCAGGUUCCUCUAAUCCCUCUCACUUGGUGGGUCCUCCAUCCUGCUGGUCUUCGCAAAAAGAAGUGACCCAUGAAAGCCUGGUCAUCGGGGCCAUUGAGAACGCCUUCCAGCUCAUGGAUGAGCAGAUGGCCCGGGAGCGGCGUGGCCACCAGGUGGAGGGGGGCUGCUGUGCACUGGUGGUGGUCUACCUGCUAGGCAAGGUGUACGUGGCCAAUGCAGGUGACAGCAGGUAUGGGGGCCAUCAUUGUCCGGAAUGGUGAAAUCAUUCCCAUGUCCCGGGAGUUUACCCCAGAGACUGAGCGCCAGCGUCUUCAGCUGCUUGGCUUCCUGAAACCAGAGCUGCUAGGAGGUGAAUUCACCCACCUG
Molecule: messenger RNA, 699 nt
Organism: Carlito syrichta (Philippine tarsier)
Lineage: Eukaryota; Metazoa; Chordata; Mammalia; Primates; Tarsiidae
Gene: PPM1J
Product: protein phosphatase, Mg2+/Mn2+ dependent 1J
Exons: 5
Biological process (GO): protein dephosphorylation
Molecular function (GO): protein serine/threonine phosphatase activity
Source: RefSeq, a predicted model, not a curated record